Molecule: messenger RNA, 2086 nt
Organism: Lolium perenne
Lineage: Eukaryota; Viridiplantae; Streptophyta; Magnoliopsida; Poales; Poaceae
Source: RefSeq, a predicted model, not a curated record
UCUCUUGUUUGAUUCCUUUUCUUUCCUUACUCUUUAUGCUUAUCUCUUUCUUAUUUGUUCGGCUAGGGCUCCCAUCAAGUUCACCCAAGGCGGCGGCUCCCGGCAGGUUCCGCGCGUUGUGUCGCCGCCUCCGCGACAGAGGAGGGAGCCGACGCCACAGCCUUCGGCGCGCGCGCCUACACCGCCGCCGCCUGCGGGUACUCCGCCUCCCGCAGGGGCGCCUUCCUUCGCUGUGCCUCUGGCCUCAGCACCUGGCCGCGGCGCACAGGGCGAGCCGACGCGCCAGCCGACGCUGGAUGACAUGUUCCCGCGCCGCACUCGUCUUCUGGACCCAGCGGCUGGAGCCGGCAGGGGCAUGCCGCCUUCGACCGGAGCCAGAACCAGCAGGGCUGCGCCGCCUGCGACCGGAGCCGGAGCUGGGCCAAGCGUGGUGGUGUUGGAGGAGAGCCCGGAAGGGGUACCUCAAGCGCCGGAGAUGGCUGCCCCGACCGGGCCGACUGCUUCACCCAGAGCGCCUUCGCCUCCGGAGCUGACAAGGGAGGAGCCGGUCGGGAAGGAGCCGGCGAGGGACGAGCCGGCGCGCACGGAGGACACCGGCUCGCGCGCGCUGGUGAGGACGGAGGCCCCGUCGGCGCUGUUGGGGGGCCUGCAUAUUGCCAAGGGCGCUCGGCUUCUGCACGUGCCGUCCGCCUCCGACUCCAGCCUUGGCUCGGCUGGCACCAUGGAGCAGGCGUGGCUCAGCGCGGACUCCUACGAGGUGACCAGCCGGGAGGGGAACCCAGGCCAGGCGUCGGUGAAGAUGUUCUUCUCCGGCUUCCAGGCCAACCUCAAGGCCAGGGCUGCCGAGACCGCGGCCAACCUCGCCAAGGUGGAGGAAGCCAGCAAGGCGGUGACGGAGCGGCGCACCAACUUGUACAACCGCGCCGUGACCCACUAUCACAAGGCCAAGCUUGACCGGGCCAACUUGGCUCGCGAGCUGGAGGCCGUCAAGGCUGAAGCCGCCAGGGUCCCGCAGCUGGAGGCGGACCUUCGGGUUGCUCGCGCCCAGUGCACCGAGAGCGAGGAGGCGGGCCGAUCUGCUGCCGCCAAACUCAAGGUGGCUGAGGGGGAGUUGGUGCGGCUGCGCCGGCUUGAGGAGAACCACCUCAAGGAGCUUGCCCUCCUCAGGACGGCUGAGAAGGAGAAGGUGGACGACCUGAGCAAACGGCUGACCGAGGUGGAGAAGCAGCGGCUUGCGCUUCAGGAGGAGGUCACCACCAAGACCGCGGAGCUGUCGGCCACCGCCAAGCGCUGGGUGGAGGAGAUUGGCACGCUCGACCGUGGCCUGUCGGCGGCCUUCCCGGAAGCGCAGGAUGCGGCAUUAGCAGUCGUUGGCGUUGCGCGCGAGGCUAGGAGGCGGGCGACUGGCGAGGGCAGCUCGGAGUACUUCACCAUGGAAGAUUACAUGGCAUCCAUGGCCGCCCGCGUCGAGCCCAUCACCAAGCUUGGCUGGGAGCUCCAGAAGGCGGCUGAGGAGCUGGUCCAGAUGCUGUGGCCCGCGGAGGUGGUGCCGCAAGAUCUCUCCAACCCCAUCUCCUGGCUGGAGCGGGCGCCGGAUCGCUUCCUCGACUGGAAGGAGUCUGCCACGCGCGCUGGAGCCGACAUGGCGUUGUCCUUCGUCCUCUCCUGGUACAACGAGGUGGACCUUGGGCAGCUCGAGUACCGGCGAGCCGGCGUGGAGGACAAGCUCCCGGCCGAAUACAAGACUGCCCGGCUUGCCCGAGCCAGCGCCAUCGCCGACUUCGUCGACAAGGGCCUCUUCAUCGCGGACCCGAACCCGCCGUCUGACGACGAGGAUGAGGAGAUGGAAGAUGAGGAGGCGGAAGAUGCGCCUGGGGACGACCCGGCAGCUGGCUCCGCUGAUGCUCCUCCGGCUGGUCCUCCUCCAGCCGGUGCUUAGUUUACCUGUCUUUUAGUUGUUGCUUUUGCCAAGACAAUUUGUUAAAUCCCCGGGAUGCCGGGUGCAUAUGUAUGAAUAUUAUCGUCCUUUUAUUAUGUCACACUUUAAUGUGUUUGUUAAUCAUUUGUGUGCCGACUUGCUUUCUUU